Tinamus guttatus (white-throated tinamou) is the source of this 798-nucleotide messenger RNA. It is a transcript of the gene RHNO1, whose product is annotated as RAD9-HUS1-RAD1 interacting nuclear orphan 1. NCBI's taxonomy places the organism in Eukaryota, Metazoa, Chordata, Aves, Tinamiformes, Tinamidae. Gene Ontology annotation, cellular component: nucleus; chromosome. The record is from RefSeq and is a predicted model, not a curated record. Gene Ontology annotation, biological process: recombinational repair; cellular response to ionizing radiation; DNA damage checkpoint signaling.
AUGCCUCCGAAGAAGAAACGUACCCACAAGGCCAGGAAGGCAGAGCUGGUAUUCCUUGAGCGGCCGCAAGAGGGACCUAUCCAUUCCUGGGAAUCUCCACUACGUUUGGCUGAGAAUCCAAGACAUGUUCCUACCAAGCCUGUGGACCAAAACACCUCGAUUGCCUGGGUGUGCCCACAGUUUGAAACUUCAGAGCCCAUAGUCUCGAAAGGAUGUCAGAAGAGUCACAGAGCCCAGAACUGGGAUGCCAACCACAGUUCUCUUCAUCAAGGAGGUGCUUGCCGAAAAGUUAUACCUUGCAAGUUUCCCCCUUUAACUUUUGAGGCUCCGGAAGGGCACGCGCACCACUUCUCAGAUCGUCCGGAUCACACGAGGAAGGAUGUACGUCUCUCCCACAGGCAGCCGCCAAAAAAGAUAGUGGCAAAAGCCAACAUCCAAGUAGAUAGUUCUCUGCCAUGUUUAGGACUCUCUGCAUUGCCUGUUGCUCAGCCCGUAGAACCAGAAGUCUCUAUUUGCCCAGAUACACAGACUCAAAAUCUGCCUCCUGGAAGGACCUUGAGUUGCAGCAGCACUUUGCCACAAAUGAGUGACCAUGUCUGGCUUCUGCAUAACACUCUGGCACCGAACAUUGACCCCCCUGAGGAGGAGGAUCUGGCAACGGUGCUGGUCACAGAUACUCCAGAGCAUGCGUAUGGAGUAAAGGUAACCUGGAGGCAGCGGCCUCAUAUCCUGCAGUACCUGAGGGAGCGAGGAAGGCUGAGUGCUGACGACAUAUUCGUGAAGAGGAAUCCACCCUGA